GUUUUUUUGUUGUGUUAAUUUCUACCCAGGCAGCCAUAUAUCAGCUCUGUGUCUCGGAAGAAGCUAGCGCAGUGCAAUGAAAGUUUGGAAACUUCAGCAACACAGGGAUACUUUGAAAAGCAGAGUUACCUCCCUUGAAGCGUGACCCGAGCCAUCAGCUGCUGUGUGCACCCCUCACUGCAUGUGUUGUAACAAACAUGGCUUGCAACAUGGAACUUUCCAGUGCCGCCGGUAAUGGUAGGUCCCGAGAAGACCGGAACUGUCUUCCAUCACCCAAGGGGCCAUUAUAUGUGGAGGAUCUGUUCCUACAAUCUGAUACUGAAGUCACCCCUAUGACUGAUAUCGAGGACAGCUCAGAUGAUGAAGUACACAAUGAAGAAUACCUGGGGAUACGCAGGCAAUCUGUACACGAUGAAGCCAAGAAUAGUCCUGACUUCAUCCAUUUUAGUAACCUCGGAACAACCAAUCGGAUGCAUGCAACGCAAGAUGGGAAUAGAACACGUUGUCCUGUUGUAGACACGGCAGGGAGAGACAGAAACAGUGGAAACGACGAAGAAGAACUGGAUGAGUUGAAAAGGGUCCACGUACAUACACGGAGCAGUAGCCUACAUGAUGACCCUGUCAGUAGGUUAUGGCCAAGAGUGGAUUAUGACGUGAAGGUUAAAACUGAAGCUGUGUUGUCAGAUCUUGAGGUUUCAUCAAUGGAUCUGCAAACCAAUAACAGUGGCAGAGGUGUAAUGCCUGGUAUAUGUGGAGCGGACAUGCAGGCAACGCGCCAUGGAACUGUCUAUAAGCAUGGUGACGAGGUCAGGUCUUAUAGUGUUUGUCAAGAUCGCAUCAAAAAGGAGAUUGAAACCCCAGCUACGGGUCAAACUGCCUCGUCAGCGCAUGAACACACAUCCACAGAGCUUCAGAGUGAAGAGAUUUGUCCAAAAGGAACUGGAAUUAGAUCAAUGACUCUUCCAUUCGGAGAUGAUGUAUUGGCAGCAGCAUGCAGAGCUGACGCUUUCGAUUAUAAUAUUUACCUGAAGAAAGAACAUGUUUCAGGGAUGGUUUACGAUCACCAAACAGAUACCGCAAUGGAUAGAGGAGAAACAAAGUGUUCAGAAACAAUUGAUACACAAAUUGCUCCUGUACACAUCACGAAGAACAUACACACACAUGAUGGAGGUGUUGGUAGUAAAGGUGGUGGUGAUGAUGAUGGGGUUGACGGUGAUGAUGAGUUUGACGACGGUGGUGGUAACGAUGGUAAUGGAGAUGCACACGAUCUAGCCAAUUCAGGGAUACUGAUCAAAGAGGAAGUGUGUGAUUCAGAUGAAGAGUUCGGCUCAGUCAUGUCUCAUCAUGGCAGUGAUGUCGCCAAGGUUGUCUCUGCUAUGGAUGGUGGCAACAGUCAUCAGACAGAAUCUCGUGUUGACAUGGUCGAAAGUCUGGCGUUUGCAACACGACUUGAUAACCCCCGUGAACAUACGGCAUUGGAUAAUGUCCACGUGAACAUGACUCUUGCUACAACUCGUCAAUCAGUUACGCCUAACGUUAAACCUUUGGUGCCAGAUGCUUCUGGAAAAGAUCCUUUAAGUACAGAUCCUUCUGAAAUUAGUCCUAGAGUUCCACUUGAGCGGGAGGCGCCAGGAAAAAGCGUCUCGCAACAACAAUCCUCCCCCCGUCAUACAAAACAACAGAAGAAAAAAAGGGGCAGGAAGCCGAAAGCUUUGGAAAAGUGUCCUGUCUGUAAGAAAAGAUUCCCUUCCUCAGAUCUGAAGCAGCAUAUAACGAAAUCACACAGACACAAGUGUAAAAUAUGCGGUAAAACGAUAAAAGACUUUGUGUUGUUCCAAGGCCAUAUGAGGGAGCAUGCGGACGAACCUACCCCUUACUGGUGUGAUCUUUGUGACAAGCGAUUUGACCGUUUUGUCACAUUGGAAAAGCACAGAAGGAUGCAUACCCUCAAAGGACGAUGGGAGUGUUCCAAGUGUGGCAAGGUGUUCACCCGUAAAGAUAAUUAUUUCACUCAUUUGAAGGUCCAUGAAGAUUCCAACUUGAACAAGUGUGAGGUGUGUGGCAGACAAUACGCUUCACCUGCUAAUCUCCGAAAACACAUGGUGGUACACUUAGAGGAGAAGCCGAUAGAGUGUCCAGUAUGUGAGGAACGCUUUAAUUUUAAAAGCACUCUAGAUUAUCACAUGCACAAACAUACAGCGGCAAGUCUGAAAUCGGCUACCUGUGAAAUAUGUGGCAUGGAGUGUAUUCAUAAAAAUGCAUUAGCUAUUCAUAUGAAUAUCCACACCGGCAGGAAGCCCCAUGUUUGUAUAUAUUGUGGGAAACGAUUUGCCCAGCUGAGCACCAAAAUUGGACAUGAAAUGACCCACGAGAACCCAAAUAAGAAGUCUCUUGACUCAGAGUCUGAAGAACAGAGAACCAAGAACAUGUUACAGUCCUUCGAUUGUGAUCUGUGUCUGAUGAGCUUCACCAGCCUGGAACUUCUUAAUGGCCACACACAGAAAACCCACGCAAACGUUCCCAAAGAGACCCCAAGCAGUCAGAUAAUAUCAGAAUGCAUAAAGCCUUAUUCUUGUGGAAUAUGUGGGAUACCGUUCCUGUCGGUAAGUGGACUUAGGAAACACAGAAGCAAGAAACACCCUGACAAUGUUGCCGUUGGAAAGGGGAGAUACUCAUCUCUGGGAAAGAAUUUGAAUUCUAGUGAAAAGACUAGGACUGAUAAAACAGUGGACAAAGGAGUGACUUCAACAUCUGCCAGGAACUCAAAGAAACCCACAUUAGCUUCAGAGCCAGAGCCAGAGUCAGAGUCAGAGUCAGAGUCAGAGUCAGAGCCAGAGCCAGACCCAGACCCAGACCCAGAGCCAGACCCAAGCCCAGCAAAGGAUUUACCGACACCCAAGCGAAAGUCAGAUUCAACGAAAGAUUUACCAAAGUCCAAGAAAAGGUCAACCGAUGGUGAAUCUGAGAGUAACUUUGAUAAGAAUAAGUGUAAUAUCUGUGGGAAGCUUGUCCUGGAGCUCCGAAAUCACAUGAAGUAUCACAGUGAGAAGGCGUAUGUGUGUCGGGUCUGUGGUAUGAGGUUCACCAUCUCUGCUAACCUCAAGCGCCACCUGCGUCUACACACUGGAGAGACGCCAUACCAGUGUAAGAUUUGUGGGGAACGAUUCAUGAAAGCAGAGGCUCUAAAGAAGCACACGGCAAGACACGAGGGCAGGGAACUGGAGAAGAAGUAUGAGUGUCCAACCUGUGGGAAGAAGUUCCUUGACAGCUAUCACAUGAAGAGACACACUGUGGUUCACAAGAGAUGGCCAAAAAUACGUGACACCGAGCCAGUGACGGAAAAUAAAUAGUGCGUUCAACAAGCUCUGGCCAAAACUAUGUGAAACCGACAAAGUGACUGAAGAUAAAAAGUGUGGUGGACAGAAGGUGGCUGAAAUUUACAGAAGGUGUUUUGAAUCAUAUAGUGAAGUAGAUGACCAAAAAUAUGUGACACCGAUCUAUUGAAUGAAGGGACACUGUUCACAAGGGAUGGCCAAAAAUAUGUGGGACUUCCCUCCUGACUGAAGGGACAGAAUGUGCUUCGUAGGAGACAGCCAAAAUGUAUGAUGCCGACCUACUGAAUGAAGGGGCAAAGUAUAGUCCACAGGAGAUGGCCAAAAUGUAUGAUGCCGACCUACUGAAUGAAGGGGCAUAGUGUGGUCCACAGGAGAUGGCCAAAAUGUGUGAUGCCGACCUACUGAAUGAAGGGGCAUAGUGUGGUUCACAGGAGAUGGCCAAAAUAUAUGAUGCCGACCUACUCAAUGA
This is a messenger RNA of Haliotis rufescens (red abalone), 3804 nucleotides long. Its product is annotated as zinc finger protein 808-like. Gene Ontology annotation, cellular component: nucleus. The record is from RefSeq and is a predicted model, not a curated record. Bases 198 to 3350 code for a protein of 1050 amino acids. NCBI's taxonomy places the organism in Eukaryota, Metazoa, Mollusca, Gastropoda, Lepetellida, Haliotidae. The transcript has 2 exons.